AGUGUUUCCGGUUGUGUCGCUUAGAUCGUGGAUCAGCUGCUGGUGACCAAUCCCUCUCCACCUCACACUUACAUCUCCUCCUCGAUAGUAUCUCUGAACACACUCACCUCUCAGUGACAUCUCCUCCGCCUGCCUGACAGGGAGACUCCUUCUUUUAAACAUUCCCCUGACACGUUAAUACCCUCAGUGUUAGCUUCCAGAGAGACACGGUUAAAGAAAAGGAAAGUCACCCUUUGAGGAGAAUGUCAGAUUUCGACAGCAACCCGUUCGCGGACCCGGAGAUCAGCCACCCGUUCCAGGAUCCAUCAGUGACACAAGUGAGGCAAGCGGCUCCUCCGGGGCUGGAGGAGUACAAUCCCUUCACAGAUGGCAAACAAACGCCUGCAGCUAUGGCACCCAAAACUACAGCACCCACCAUUAACACACAACCUGCCAUCAUGAAACCCACAGAGGAACCUCCAGCCUACUCGCAGUCUCAGGCACAGGAUCAGUCUCGAGGAGCUGCUGAGCUGCUGAGGAGACAGGAGGAGCUGGAGAGGAAGGCGGCAGAGCUGGACCGUCGGGAGAGAGAGAUGCAGUCUCUGAGUGCUUCAGGAGGCAGGAAAAACAACUGGCCCCCUCUCCCCGAGAACCUCCCUGUGGGCCCCUGUUUCUACCACGACAUCACCGUGGACAUCCCCGUAGAGUUUCAGAAGACAGUCAAGAUCAUGUAUUACCUCUGGAUGUUUCACACCGGGACGCUGCUCGCUAACAUGAUUGGCUGCCUGGCCUGGUUCUGCGUGGACGCGUCACGAGGCGUGGACUUUGGUUUGUCCAUCCUCUGGUUCAUGCUCUUCACGCCGUGUUCGUUCGUCUGCUGGUACAGACCGCUCUACGGAGCGUUCAGGAGUGACAGCUCCUUCAGGUUCUUUGUGUUCUUCUUCGUGUACAUCUGUCAGUUUGGGAUCUACGUCAUCCAGUGUAUCGGCAUCAGCGGUUGGGGCGCAUGCGGAUGGAUCUCAGCUCUGACCGGCCUGAAUGCGAGCAUCCCAGUGGGCAUCAUAAUGAUCCUGAUUGCUGCGCUCUUCACCGCUCUGGCGGUCAUGUCGCUCAUCAUGUUCAAAAAGGUCCAUGGGACGUACAGAACCACAGGGGCCAGCUUCGAGCGAGCCCAGCAGGAGUUCGCCACGGGCGUCAUGUCCAACAAGACAGUCCAGACGGCGGCUGCCACCGCCGCCUCCAGGGCUGCACAGGGGGCCGCACAGGGGGGCUUCAAAGAGCAGAUCUGAUCGGUUUCAGAGAGCUCACUCAUCUCUCCGUCCAACCCUCAACCUUCCUCUUCAUCAUCAUCAUCUUCUUCAUCAUCGUUGAACACGUGGAGAUUCCCCCAGCCUUCUGACAAUGAUUCAGUGAGAACAAUCAAACAGGAUCUCACGUCUUUGGGACUCCUUCUUCUCCCCGGCAACAUGGUUCACUCUCAUCACAGACUCUGAGACACCUCGCGUACGCUGCACUCCUUUCUACCACUCAACCAGCGUGCUCCAGUUACCUUCUCUGUGUGAGUUUUAAUGUGUGUGUGAGAGUGUGUGUGAACGUCUGUGUGCCUCUCUAAACGUCCCGUCUGCUGUCUGUUGACAGAUUCUCGUGUAGCUGAACCAAGUCCAUCUUUCUAAACUUAAACGGGCAUUUCCCCCUCGCCGUCCGCCGUCUGUGUGUCUGCGCCUUUCUUUAAAACUAAUCACCACUCUUUAUUCAAAACUAGCUUAUGAUUGAACAAGUAGAAGUAAUAACACUAGUAAUCAAACAUGUAAGCUGCAACCUCCUGAUUUCUCUCUGCUGACUGCCACGAGUACAUGGCUGAACACUGCUGCCCCCUGGUGGAGGGAUUGAGUACUGCUGAAGAUGAAUGCUGUGCAUUCCAGCUCACUGCUUUGCCUUCUUUCUUCUUUCUGUGUGUAUUCAUGCUUUAUUAAUUUGAAAUCUCACCCAAAACCUACAACUUACCCAUGUAGACCUUGAUCGUGUUUAUCCUUCCUUUUAUUCCCACCAGAGAGACGUGAAAUUUAGAAAGAGAGAACCCAAUUUAUAUCUGUCCUUUAAAGCUUUGAGAGGAGUUUGGCUUUAGGGAUGGAAACCGCUUCCAGUCAGUCACUUUAGUCCAGACGGACUGGAUUGAGCAUGCACUGAUUUAUCGGUCUAACAUCAGUAUCGGCCGAUACGUGCCCUUUUGACUGACAUCAGCCAAUCGGGAGCAAGUAUACCUGACUGCUAAUCCAGAGAAGGGUGUUUUAUUUGGCACAAGAAGUCAGCUGCCAAUCGGCUGCCUGAAUUUUGUCUAAGGGGGAAGGGUGCAGACAAAUGCAGAGGCGGAAAAACACCAAAACAAAAUAGGCGAGCGCUCCAGAAGAACCUGUGCUACAACACUUCACAUAUGAUUGAGAAUCUGACCCGGAACAAGAGGAGGGGAUUGAAGUGUGGCAGCAAAAAAGUUACGUGGUCAGCCCUCGUAGUGGAAUCGGAUGCCUGAAUGUGGUCUAAGGGGAAAGGGUGUGGAGAAAUGCAGAGGCGGAAAAACACAGAAAACAAAAUUGGCGAGCGCUCCAGAAGAACUGGUGCUACAACACUUCACAUAUGAUUCAGAAUCUGACCCUGAACAAGAGGUGGGGAUUGAAGUGUUGCAGCCGCAUUUAAGGUAGCAUGUGUCCAAGUAGUAGGGUAGGGCACACACAGCUUAUGUGUGCAAGUCUACGUAGUCGGUCCUCGCAGAUUAAGCAGUCUAAUAAGAAGAAUUAAAAAGCAACCCCUGUUCUCUUUGGUCAUCUGGUGCUGGGGCAGAUUCUAGAUCUUUAUGUUGUUUUUCUGCAACCAAUAACAAAGCUCUCAUCAAUAGCAGCUGCUGUGUCUGGCUCUAACCCCUGAGACCCUGACUCUGCAAAACCACAACAACGUAGCGGAAAGCUGAAUCGCUCGAGGACUGGAAGUGGUUUUGCAUGCACGUCUACGCUAAUCUCUCGCUUUUCACUUCCACAUUGUCAGGGUUGCAAGACUGAAGUAUACAUCUAAAGGUAAACAUGCACCUACGCUGGGCGGCUUUAUGCUAGCAAUGGAAAUGUGAACAUCUCUAAUGUUGAUGUUGUUACUUUAACUGACUAACGUAGAUUUAUGGAUGAACUUCCUGUUGAUACACUAAUUGACUGAUCAGUUAAUCAGCUCAUCGUAUAUCUUUGAUUUAAUUUUUUCCAUCUUCUGUAAAAGCACAUCGCCGUUUUAAUCCACUGAGCUCUUCAACAGCUCUCUCUCUCGCCCGCCAGCAGUGACUUUUUUUAUUUAGAUGAACCGAACGCUCUGAAAAGUUUGCCUCCUCGCCCAGAAGUCCUUUUGCCUUCAUAGUUAAUUCAAGUUGCACUUUAAACUCAUGUUUCGACUCUCGGUCUGCAUGGUGAGACCGGAGCAAACAUCAGAAUACGGAUAACGACGACUCCCUCCUUCCUGCUGUUGAUUGUUAAAGUGAAUUCAUCCACUCACCAGCUGAGUUUGGCAGAGUUUUCACAUGAAGCCUGAACAUUUCCGCUCAUUCAACCCCCCGGGUCAUGACUCUGCGCACUAACACUAGUCUGUACAUACGUCUGCAUGUUUAUACAGGUGACCUGAAGAGGACGGCGUCACUCGUCUCCAGCUCUUCUCUGAGAGACUUACCUCAGUUUUUACUCAGGAUCUACUCUUCACAUGCAUGACGACAAACAGAGAUAUUUAAAGAUUGUAUGAAAACAAACACUGACUGGCUCUGCUGUUUUUAAAAAAAGAUGUGCUUUAAAUGGAUUUAUGGGCCGGUGUUGUAGAUAGAAGCGCCUGCUGCGUAUUGUGGAUUGACGAUCACUGAACUCCAGCAACAUCAUCAGAUCUCUGAAUGUGUCUCUCUGAUUACCUUCUGUUGCUUCGACGGAGCUGCAAACUGUUCGAUUGUGUCUGUGUCUCAUGUUAAAGCCAGUUAAGCCUUUUGUAUGUGUGUUGUGUGUGUGUGUGAGCGUGUGUGUGUGUGAGGACAUUCAGCCUUUAAAAAGUCUUAAGUCUGACUGUGGGUCCUUCUUUUAAACUGUCCUGCCUUAUUUCGCUCCUCUUCUAUCCCUCCCCCUCUUUGCUUUGGACCGGUGCAUGUGUAUUUACGAGGACACGUGUGUGCAAAGCGUCAUGAGAUUAUCCCGUACAAAGAACCCGACUGGACUGGAGUGGCACUUGCUGUUAUUUAAUCAAAAGGAAGGCGUCGGACUGCAUUUCAAUGUGAACUGUGUGCUGUACUGUAGAUGGACUGUGGCUUUAAGCGUCAUAAUCAACAUGGUCUGUGGUAGAACACACUGGGAUUUAAUGAAGAAUAUCAAACGCAUCUCAAAGUGUAAGAUUUAAAAUGAAUCGACUGGAACAGAAGAGAAGUUUGAGAUGUUUGUAUAUUUUGUACGAUUCACAGACGGUCGGCUCCUCGCUCUAAAUUUGGCUGUGAUUUUAAGUUGCACUCUGGUUUCACCUUCAGCCGCAUGUUGAGUAGUUUGAGUUUUGUAUAUUUAUUGUAUUAACACUGAAUAAAAAUCUUCUUCUGUA
Molecule: messenger RNA, 4572 nt
Organism: Notolabrus celidotus (New Zealand spotty)
Lineage: Eukaryota; Metazoa; Chordata; Actinopteri; Labriformes; Labridae
Product: secretory carrier-associated membrane protein 1-like
Exons: 9
Coding region: 243-1268 (341 amino acids)
Biological process (GO): protein transport
Cellular component (GO): recycling endosome membrane; trans-Golgi network membrane
Source: RefSeq, a predicted model, not a curated record